AUGACGAUUGACAUUAUUAAUCCUAUUGAUAGGGAGUUUAGGGAUGUUUCAAGCAAAAUUCGUGAUGAUGAGCGGUAUUGGCCAUACUUCAAAAAUUGUAUUGGAGCCAUUGAUGAAGCCCAUGUGCCAGUUAAAAUUUAUCCAUCAAAACAAAUACCAUAUAUUGGUCGAAAAUGGACUCAUACUCAGAAUGUUAUGGCUGUUUGUGAUUUUCGUAUGUGUUUCACCUUUGUUUGGGCUGGAUGGGAAGGUAUUGCACAUGAUACACGUACUUUUUUGGAAGCUAUUCGAAAGGAAGAAUUACGAUUUCCACACCCACCUAGAGGAAAAUAUUACUUGGUAGAUGCAGGAUAUCCUCACAUGAAGGGAUACAUAGGGCCAUACAAAGGGGAGCGGUAUCAUCUACCAGACUUUCGUCGCGGAAGCCAACCGAGGGGUAUGCAUGAAAUUUUUAAUCAUGCACAUUCAUCACUUAGAUGCACUAUUGAAAUAACAUUUGGAGUUUGUAAAAAUGAGUGGAAGUUAUUGCAUUGCCUGUCGAAUUUUCCUUAUGAUAAACAAGUGAAAAUCGUGGUGGCAUCUAUGGCUCUUCAUAACUUCAUUAGAAAGCACGCAAUAAAGGAUGCUGAGUUCCAACUAUAUGAUGAUGAUGAAGAUUUACUACCUACUGACAUUAUAGGCGAUGACGAAGCACAUGAUUAG
This is a messenger RNA of Corylus avellana, 702 nucleotides long. The record is from RefSeq and is a predicted model, not a curated record. Lineage: Eukaryota; Viridiplantae; Streptophyta; Magnoliopsida; Fagales; Betulaceae.